Oppiella nova is the source of this 4047-nucleotide messenger RNA. NCBI's taxonomy places the organism in Eukaryota, Metazoa, Arthropoda, Arachnida, Sarcoptiformes, Oppiidae. The record is from the annotation of a GenBank genome assembly.
AUGUCCACCAAAAUGGCAAUUAAUCCUAAAUCAGUGUAUGUCUUGAAUCUGGAGUUGGAUUGCGACAAACAGUCGGUGCUCUACCGCUGCAACAAUAGGGAUAGUAUUCAAUUCAUCUAUGGAUCCACUCUAUUGGGUCGACACAUAUCCCUCUUCUCCAACUAUAGCCAAGAAAGUGUUCGUUUUGAUCGAAACAAAUACCACGAACUCGUGUUUAGAGAUGAGGUGACGACCAUCACCUUCGAGACGUCCGGUUCCUUCCACUUCUACUACAAGGAAUCCGCGGGUGAUGUCAUCUGCGGACAGUUCUAUAUAGUGGUCAGUCCUCAGCUCAAAGUGGGAUCUGAUGCGACCGCACGGCUCUUGGAUUUGAAUGCAAUUCAAUGCCAGACUGUGUUAACCAAAAGUUUGGGUCAGUUUGAGACCUGGAAGUCCAAACUCGAGGUGGCCUACAAGACGGGAUAUAAUAUGGUUCACUUCACGCCAAUUCAAGAACUCGGAGGUUCUAACUCAUCAUAUUGUCUGUCGGAUCAGUUGAAAUUGAAUCCUAUAUUUAGUUCAAAGGAUAAGGAAUACACUUUUGAUGAUAUCUCAGAGUUUACAGAAUGGAUGCGAAAGGAGUGGCAGAUAUUGUCGCUGACAGACAUCGUGUUGAACCACACGGCCAAUGAGUCGCCAUGGCUUCAGACACAUCCAGAGUGUGCCUACAAUUGUCUCAAUAGUCCGUGGCUGAGACCCGCGUAUCUAUUGGACAGAAUCUUGUAUCACCUCACGUGUGAUAUCAUUGAUAAUAAAUGGCAAACAAGAGGUCUGACUACUGAAGUGAAUACUGAACACCAUUUGAACUUAAUUAAAACUAUUCUUCAUGAGGAAUAUUUGCCAAUUGUAAUGAUAUUUGAAUUUGAUGAUCAAUGGACUGAGUCUUCCAUUGAGUCCAUUAGACAUAAGUUGACAGUACUUAACGAGAAUAUGAGGAAUGAAGUGAACCAUCAUUUGUCGGACGGCAUUGAGAAUGCAAUCAAAUCCAUGAGAUAUGAACGAAUCGACGAGUGGGGACCCAAACAUAAAUUGGUUUCCCUUAAACAACCGCUCGUUUGUCAAUAUUUUACACAUAAGGGUCCGGACCUCGAUUUGGUAGACGAACAGGCGUUGGUUUUCGAUGACAAUACCUCUCAGUUCUUAAUGGCUCACAACGGAUGGGUUAUGAAUGACGAUCCGCUCAGAAAUUUUGCCGAAAAGGGAAGCAAUAUUUAUAUCCGUCGAGAGCUGAUAGCUUGGGGCGAUUCAGUGAAACUCCGAUACGGGUCCACACCUAAUGAAUGCCCAUAUUUAUGGUCACAUAUGGAGAAAUACGUGAUACAAAUGGCCACAAUAUUCCACGGCAUACGUCUGGACAACUGUCACUCAACACCCAUACACGUGGCCUCACAUCUCAUAGACUGCGCCCGAAGAGUCAAUCCAAACCUCUAUUUAAUCGCAGAACUCUUCACAGCUCACGAAAAACGGUUGAGCAGAGGGUCGUCUGAAUAUCUGGUGCUUCCGUUACGUCCGACUGUAAGUCACGCCAUAUUCUUCGACAUCACUCACGACAACGAAUCACUGAUUGUCCGCCACUCGGCCUACGAUCCCUUACCAUCUGCAGCACUCAUCUCAAUGACUUACUCAGCAAUCGGUUCCAACAGAGGAUUUGAUGAGUUAGUCAACCAUCACAUCAAUGUUGUGACAGAAACCCGAGAAUAUAAGGCUUGGGAUCCAAAUAAUAUAUCGGAAGGCGUUUCCAUGGAUUCGGGAAUUAUUAAGUCGAAGCGAGAGCUAAAUAAACUGCACGAAUGGUUGGCAAUCAAUGGUUACAGCCAUCAGUUUGUCGAUCAGAGAGAUACCGAUACCGUAGCCGUGACUCGACAUAACCCACAGACACACGAGUCAGUUGUAUUGGUGGCGCGAACGGCCUUUCAAAAACCAUCCGACCCUAAGGCCAGUCCAUACCUGCCUCCUCUCAGAAUCGAUGGACUCAUCGAUAAAAUACUGUUUGAAACGCGAAUGACUGGCGAACCCGAAGAUGACUUUAUUAGAGACAAACUACUUAUCAAUGGUUUACAAGAGUUUAGAUCUGAAUUGAGAACUAAUAUCUCUGUAGACGAAAGUCAGAUGAUUAAAGCCAAUAGAAUCGGUGACUCUUAUGAGAUAAUAUUUUCUCAAUUUCCUGCCUCUUCUGUCAUUGCAUUUAAAGUGUCGUUCAGUUCAUACCAUAUGAAUGCUGUCCAACAGACACAUCAACUGAUCAAACAGUUGGAUGACAACAACAGUGACAUCAAUACAAUUAUUUCCAAUUUGUCUUUAAAUGACUUGAAUUUUGUAUUAUUUCGCUGUAAUCACGAAGAAGUGGAUGACAUAAAUGGUGGCGCAUAUGGACUAUCCGUAGCCGUGACUCGACAUAACCCACAGACACACGAGUCAGUUGUAUUGGUGGCGCGAACGGCCUUUCAAAAACCAUCCGACCCUAAGGCCAGUCCAUACCUGCCUCCUCUCAGAAUCGAUGGACUUAUCGAUAAAAUACUGUUUGAAACGCGAAUGACUGGCGAACCCGAAGAUGACUUUAUUAAAGACAAACUACUUAUCAAUGGUUUACAAGAAUUUAGAUCUGAAUUGAGAACUAAUAUCUCUGUAGACGAAAGUCAGAUGAUUAAAGCCAAUAGAAUCGGUGACUCUUAUGAGAUAAUGUUUACUCAAUUUCCUGCCUCUUCUGUCAUUGCAUUUAAAGUGUCGUUUAGUUCAUACCAUAUGAAUGCUGUCCAACAGACACAUCAACUGAUCAAACAGUUGGAUGACAACAACAGUGACAUCAAUACAAUUAUUUCCAAUUUGUCUUUAAAUGACUUGAAUUUUGUGUUAUUUCGCUGUAAUCACGAAGAAGUGGAUGACAUAAAUGGUGGCGCAUAUGGUCUGCCAAAUAUGGGACAAAUGAAUUACUGCGGAAUCGCUAGUGUUAUCUACUAUUUAAGACAUAUCAGGACUAAUAAUGAUCUAGGUCAUCCCCUGUGCGGUAACCUAAGGGACGGCAAUUGGCUCAUGGAUUACAUCGGCAAUAGACUGAAGAAAAAUCCUAAUACUAUUGCUUUGUCUGAGUGGUUGUCCAAAGCGUUCACUACAUUAUCACAAAUACCUCGAUAUCUAAUUCCACGAUAUUUUGACUCAAUUAUAACGCCAAUCUAUACACUGAUUUUGGAUCAGAUUUGGAACCAGUCGUCACCAUUUGUUCGCAAAGGGCCCAGAUUUGUACAGCUCUUGGCAUUGGGAGGUCUGGCGCUUGUGGGCACAAAUAAAACCGCUGUUUUACCCCCACUCUCACCUAAACUGGUGGAUGAGUUGUUACUAUUGCCAACAUUGGCUGCAGGUUUGGAUAACCUGCCGCCCUCCUUACGAGCGAUAUUACGCAGAGACGCUGUCUGGUGGUGGUUGCAGGCCAUCAAAGACUACUGUCUACUCGUACCAAAUGGUGUGCAGCUGUUGUCAGAGCCGGUCCGCAGGUUAUACCCGACUGAUGACUCGCCAGCGCUUCUGAGCGCCGAUAAUAUAGUAGAGGAACCGCUCUCUAAGACCAUCCAAGAGGCUCUUCAAAGACAUUUUGAUGGCAUUGAUUUCAUUGAGAAAAAUGCCGGCAAACAGAUCGAUGAACACAUGACUGAAGAAGGAUUCCAUAUACGAGUGGGUGUUUCUCGUGACACCGGCUUUGUAUUUGGUGGCAAUGCCCACAACUGCGGCACAUGGAUGGACAAAAUGGGCUCAUCGGCUAAGGCUGGCAAUAAGGGUCGGCCGAGUACUCCACGCGAUGGAUCGGCUGUUGAACUGAUAGGUCUGAGCAAAUCUGUGGCCACAUUUUUGGCCGAUUUGUCCGACAAAAAUCAAUACCCGUUUAAAGGGGUCAAAGAAAGUGAUGGAAAAGAGUUUACGUUUAGGGAAUGGGGGCUUAAAAUUAAAGAUAAUUUUGAGAAAUAUUUCCAUAUUUCCGAUGAUUCUAAUGAUGAGCUCAUUAACCGUCGGCUCAUA